Dichomitus squalens LYAD-421 SS1 is the source of this 1311-nucleotide messenger RNA. RefSeq names its product kinase-like protein. The coding region runs from base 1 to 1311 and encodes 436 amino acids. The record is from RefSeq and is a predicted model, not a curated record. The transcript is spliced from 2 exons. Gene Ontology annotation, molecular function: ATP binding; protein serine/threonine kinase activity. Lineage: Eukaryota; Fungi; Basidiomycota; Agaricomycetes; Polyporales; Polyporaceae. Gene Ontology annotation, cellular component: cytoplasm. Gene Ontology annotation, biological process: autophagy; peptidyl-serine phosphorylation.
AUGCCUAGCGCGUCCUACACCAUCCCCAACCUCGUCAGCUACGUCCUAGACGAGCGUUAUGAACUGCUCUCAGUGCUCGGCAGCGGCUCGUACGGCGUCGUCUACAAGGCGCUCGACUUGAAGCCUAACUCCCCCUCCGAUGCCCAAUUCCGCGCCAUCAAAAUCGUCUGCAAGGCCAACCGGAGGCCCACGCAGCUCGAGGCCGUCCGCAGGGAGGUCGAGCUCCAGAGCCUUGUCACGGGCCACCCGAACAUCGUCGGUAUCCUCGAUGCGUUCGAGGACACCAAUUACUUCUACCUCGUCCUAGAACUCUGCCCCGGGGGCGACCUUUUCCACCAGAUAUGUAGUAAGAGGUCGUACGCCGGCAACGACGCUCGGCUCCGGAGAGUGUUCCUGCAGCUCGUGGACGCCGUCGAGGCCUGUCAUCAGAGGAAUAUCUUCCACCGUGAUCUCAAGCCAGACAACAUCCUGAGCAAUGUGGACGGCUCUGAGAUAUUCCUCGGCGAUUUCGGUCUCGCUACUGAGCGCACCGUCGCGAAUGAGUGCGGCUGUGGAACUCAAGCCUAUAUGAGCCCUGAGGUCAUCAGCAAAAAUCCAUACUGUACUCGCUUCGCCGACAUUUGGGCUCUAGGCGUUAUUCUCGUCAACAUGAUCUGCGGUCGCCAUCCCUGGUCUAUUGCAACUCCAGAAGAUUACUGCUUCUCCAAAUGGCUCGCAGACCCGAAUUACCUUAAGCAAAUGCUUCCCAUCUCCCCUGGGGCAAACAACAUCCUCCUCCGCAUCUUCCAACUCGAGCCUCUCAAACGCAUCACCCUCGCCGAUCUCCGUAAGGAUGUCGCCAGCUUGGACACGUUCUUCCUCUCCCGAGAGGAACUCGCUGUCGCCAGCGACUUCGCGCAAUACGUCGCGGCAGACCUCUACUGGGGCUACGAGCGCCGCGGACACUAUCGCAUGCGCGUACCCAUCCCGGCUGCCCAGCCUAUUCAUCUGCCUGAGGCGCGGGACAUCACCUCGAGAACGGAGACCGAUCCUAGGACCCCAAUCGCCAGACAACCAUCUUUCAUGGCGCAGCCCAAGAUCGAGAUGCCCGCUCCCCAAGGGCUCUUCGUCGCUAAGGAUGGAGAUUACUCAUCCGGGUCCGACCAAACAGACUCCUCAGGGGCCUCUUCAAGUAGCUUCGUCCAGCGAGUGGACGGCGCUAUCAAAGUCGGGCUGGAGAUUGAUAUCGCGGAGGCGGUCUUGAAAGCGCCUCGGCCUGAGAGGGCUGACUUCUCGCCUGUCCCCUUCUCGCCUGUCCCCGUCUAUGGCUGA